CAUGCGAUCGUACGGAAUCACGGAGUGACGCGAGGCCGUCGACUCUUUAAUACCGCAACGAAGCCAAGGCUGUUUGCGUAGCGCGAGUACGCGGGAUUGGAUAGACUUGUUUGAGAAGUUACGUGUGAGGAACGUUCGAACACUUGUGAACGCGCUGGAACCAUAACAUACGCGGGAUCUCGAAGAAGAAGAAGCUCGACGAGUGGGAGACGGUAUUUGAAACGUCAGAGGGACAUAAGUUUGGAAGGUUCGCCAGGUGAUAAGUGGGAGCAGGGGAACAAGAGAAAGAGAGAGACCGUACGGUGACCCAGAUCGCAGCGGGUCGAACGAGACAGGCCGGUACGAAGGAGUCGCGGUGGACUCUCUGAAAUGGGACACGACGCAGCCUGGAGCUAAAUUAGCCGCGAUGUCCAAUAAGAGUAAGUCCCAGCCGCAGCAGCAGCAGCAUCCUUCGCACGUGAUCAAGUCGGCAGUGGAACAAGUGCCACCGCGGUAUCAGCCACCGCCGCAGCCAACCGGCGGCAUCCUGAAGAAUCAUCCGCAUUUCGGUCCAGGCCCGUCCGUGCCUACCUCGGUCUCCGCCUCCGGCCAAGGUUCCGUCGCGGCCUUGAAUCAUCAUCAGCAAACGCAGCCGCGAGCCGUGCCGCAGACGAAGGAUGCGCAGGGCAAGUACUCGCCGAGGAUAGAGCAUCGACAUCAUCCUCAAGGCGGAAACGCUUUGGCUGCGCCCGUCCCAAAAACGCAGCCACCGCAUAGUUAUCUCCAGGCCAAGGUCGGGCAAGGCCAGUACUUGCCACCUAACGGUCAGUAUCCCACGGUAAACACGGCGCAAACACCGCCGCUCAGACAGAGGAUCACGGACGAGGAGUUUCUCAGGCUGGGACCCGUGGAGAUGCUGAAGUUCGUCCGGAAGACCGAGAGCGACAUAGCGAGGCUCGCCGCCGAGCAGAAUCGUCAGAUACAAAACUUGCUCAGCGAGCUCCGAGCGUUAAAGGAGGCAAACCAAAGAUUAAGCGAUGAUAAUCAAGAGCUGCGAGAUCUCUGUUGCUUUUUGGACGACGAUCGUCAAAAGGGACGGAAGUUGGCGAGGGAAUGGCAAAGAUUCGGGAGGUACACGGCCUCGGUCAUGCGACAAGAAGUGUCAGCUUAUCAAAAUAAAUUACGUCAAUUGGAUAACAAACAGCAAGAGCUGAUCAAGGAUAAUCUCGAGUUAAAAGAACUCUGCCUCUACUUAGACGAAGAGAGAGGAGGUGGUCAAAGGGACGACGGAGAUGGUUCGAGUUCGAGCACCAAUGCCGAAGAAACUGUACCUCCGAGGCCGAGGCACACGUCCACGUUCAAUGAUCAAACCAUGCAGUACGUGAGGAGCUUGGAACAGCGAGUGAAACAGCUCGAAGAAGACAAGAGUGUUCUACAAGCGCGAGCACAAGGAUGGGAGGUACCGCCUGGAGAAAUUUGGGAGAACCAAAAUAGUCCGGGGGAAAAUCCUCAUAUCGGAAGCCGACCGGAAGCUGUGGUGCGAGCUCUUCAGGUUCUCGAAGUUAGAGAACAACUCGAAAGAGAAGGAGGCCACGACGGAGAGAAGGCUUUGGUCAGAGAAAUGUGUAAUGUUGUCUGGAGGAAAUUAGAAGAAGGCCCACAAGCAAGGCACUGAGAAUCGUAAUGCGAGCACGACUGCUAGAAUUAUAGUGUAAAUGCCCCUUGCGAUCCUUUCUGAUUUCGUACUUAAUGGUAUUAAACUGAUUAAUGUUAAUUUUAUGGACUCGAUAGAUUUCUACGCAUGUACCUACGAAUAUUUCGAUGUAAGAGUCAAUGUGCCUAGUUUACAGUAUUUAUAUGAAUAUCGUAGAUGCCGUUAGAUUGCCUACAUAAAUUGUUAAUAAACUCUAUUUUUAUUAUA
Molecule: messenger RNA, 1900 nt
Organism: Ceratina calcarata
Lineage: Eukaryota; Metazoa; Arthropoda; Insecta; Hymenoptera; Apidae
Gene: Ccdc85
Product: coiled-coil domain-containing protein 85
Exons: 5
Coding region: 407-1654 (415 amino acids)
Source: RefSeq, a predicted model, not a curated record